Molecule: messenger RNA, 360 nt
Organism: Molossus molossus (Pallas's mastiff bat)
Lineage: Eukaryota; Metazoa; Chordata; Mammalia; Chiroptera; Molossidae
Product: transcription initiation factor IIA subunit 2-like
Exons: 2
Biological process (GO): transcription initiation at RNA polymerase II promoter; RNA polymerase II preinitiation complex assembly
Cellular component (GO): transcription factor TFIIA complex
Molecular function (GO): RNA polymerase II general transcription initiation factor activity; TBP-class protein binding
Source: RefSeq, a predicted model, not a curated record
AUGAACAGGGAUUCAAGCACAGUAAAAUUAGAGGUAUAUCAGUUAUACAAAAAUAUCACUUUGGAAAACAGUCUUCAGGAAAGCCUGGAUGAGCUCAUAUAGUCUCAAUAGAUCACUCCCCAAGUUGCCCUUCAAGUUCUACUUCAGUUUGAUAAGGCUAUAAAUUCAGCCUUGGCUCAGAGGGUCAGGAACAGAGUCCAUUUCAAGGGCUCUCUAAAUAUGUACAGAUUCUGCUAUGAUGCGUGGACUUUUGUAUUUAAUGAUGUUAAAAUCAGAGAGGUGACAGAACUUCUUAAAGUGGAUAAAGUAAAAAUUGUAGCCUGUGAUGGCAAAAAUACUGGCUCCAACACUACAGAAUAA